UUGUUGACUGCUAAGAAGCGAGUUGGAUACAGAAGAGAGGCAAAACAGUGUAAGUUGGGGUUCUGUUGAGCGAAAAUAGUGGGAGAAGUUUGAAAGUAUAAAUUAUUAUUAAUGUGGAGGAUAUAAAACUAACCAUGUGUUUUAGUUGAUGUGAUUUGAGCUGAAUCGUUUUUCUACCUUUGCUAGUAGUGCGGUUUAUUUUAGCCUCGCAAGCUCUGGAACUAUCUAGAAAGAACCCUGACUUUCUGUUACUACAGAUUCGUGCGACAGGUCAGGAGGCAGAUCAUCGAGUCGGAAGAACGAUACGUCAUUAUCUUAACACCAAUUACAUAUAAUAAUGUAGCUGUUCGACGAAUUAUUUCGCUAAUUUAAGCGGGAAUAAUAAAGUGUUGUAGAAAAAAAAAUGAGCUCAACAGCUGGCGAUGACAGAAAUCCUGGGAUCCUCCUGGAUAAUGAUAAAGACAUUGGAAGUCCUGCCUGCUCAGAGGAUUGCAGCAAACGGGAUCCCACUAUGUAUUUGGGAAAUGGAGAAGUGAAGAGUAGUGCUGUGGUCAAGUACUCUGCUGCCCCCCCCAGCACUUAUGCCCUCCCUGAGGAGAAGACGGACCUGAAGCUGCCACCUGCCAACUGGCUGAGGGAAAACCCCCAGCUUGGCAGCGCUGUUUUAGGGUCAAGCAGCAAAAGCAAGCCCUUUUCCAGUUUUGGAAUUGCCUAUGACUUCAUUGAUUGUAUUGGGAAUGGUGUUGAUGUGGUAUCAGACUCUGAGAACAUCAAGAAACUCUUGAAGAUUCCUUACAGCAAGUCCCACGUUAGCAUGGCUGUUCACCGGGUUGGAAGGACGUUGCUUGUAGACGAGCUGGACAUUCAGGAGCUUUUUAGAAGAUCCUCUCAGACAGGAGACUGGACAUGGCUUAAAGAUUUUUACCAGCGUCUAAAUGAUCAGAAAUGGCAGCGGAAGAAAAAGAGUAAAGAGCACUGGUAUCAGAAAGCCAUCCUGUCAAAGUUUCUCUACUACAGCAUAAAUGGUGAUGGGGCUGCAGAGCCUGUGUUAGACAACAUGAAUGAGGGGGAUGAUGACAAAAAUGCUGAAGAGUGCAGCUCCUCGUGGCCUGCAACCUUUACCAGCCCAUCAGAUGCUCAAGAAUCAGAAAUUCCUGAACAGGAAGGUGUUUCUGCGGACAGUAAAUUUGCUCUGGGCCAGGUGACAUCAGUAUUAAAAGAGCAAAACCUCCCUGCUCUCUUCAAUGAAGGCGAGAACAGCCAGGGUUUAAGGAAUGACUUUGUGCGAAACAUCAUGUGGACCUUUGAGGACAUCCACAUGCUGGUUGGAUCCAACAUGCCCAUAUUUGGAGGUGGUCGAUACCCCGCUGUCAGUCUGAAGCUAAGGGACAGCAAUAAACCAAUCAACAUUUUGACAGGUAUUGACUACUGGCUGGACAACCUGAUGUGCAAUGUCCCAGAACUGGUUAUGUGUUUUCAUGUCAACGGCAUUGUUCAGAAAUACGAAAUGAUUAAAACAGAGGACAUUCCGCAUCUGGAAAAUUCCACUUUUUCCACAAGAGUUGUGAAAGACAUCGCCCAGAAUAUUCUCUCCUUCCUGAAGUCCAACUGCACCAAAGAGGGGCACACUUACUGGCUUUUCAAAGCGAGUGGAAGUGACAUCGUGAAGCUUUAUGAUCUGACCACUCUGUGUGAGGAAGCCGAGGAGGAGAAGUACCAGAAUCCCUUCACUCUUCCUGUAGCCGUGCUGCUCUACAAGGUGGCCAGCAACCUGAUGCUGAAGACGAGGCAAAACAGAAAGCACUAUGGCCCAGUCAGAACUCUGCUUCUAAACUGCAUCAAACUUCUUGAUCAGGAGAGACAUCCUCAGAUCAUCGCGUCAGCUUACUACAUGCUGUCAGAGCUGUUCCAGCUCAACGAGCCUUCUGAAGACGAUGGAGGGGAGUCUUUGAGGGCUGGUGGCUCGGAGGACAGUUACAGCGAUGAAGACAGGGUGGAGGAGGAGGAGGAAGAGGAUCUCACAGAGGACAGUGAUGAGAACAGCUCCUUCAGUAACGGCUCCAAGCUUCAGGAUGAUAGCAAAGCGGUGGCCGUGAUCCGCUCUGUUGGGGAACUGUCAGUCCCUGAGAAAUACAAAUCCACUCACCAGAUCAGACCAAGCGGUUCUUUCCCCGUCUCUCAAGACAAGGAGGAGCGGUGCAGACACAUCCUGAGCUACGUGCUGCUGGGGUUGAAGGCGGUGGACGGCAGCAUCAAAAAAGAAAGCGAUCUCCCUGCUGCAGAUCCAAACACACCCAUUCCCCUCAAAUACGAGGACGGAGCCUCUGCUGCAGAGAAAGGGAUUUCCCUUCUGCUUGAACGAGCAGCGGGGCCUGUGCAGGCAGACCAGAAGCACCCGACGCGCUCAGGGAUGAUCCCCGGCUCCUGGCAGUACCACAUGAAGAUGCAGCUGUUCCUCAAAGCUUCCAAGGCCUACUAUGUCCUGUCCGACGCGGCCACUAACCUGCUGAAGUACGGCAGAGCCCUGCGCUACAUCAAGCUAUCCAUGCAGUGCUAUGAUGCUUACUGCUCAGUGAAUGGAACCCUAAGCCCACAGGUUCUGCAGUUCCACAGUCAGUGCCUGUCUCUGUGCGGCGACAUCCAGCUGAUGCUGGCCCAGAACGCCAACAACCGAGCGGCUUACCUGGAGGAGUACAGCUAUCAGACUAAAGACGAUCAGGAAAUCCUGCACAGCCUGCACAGAGAGAGCAGCUGCCAGGGUCAGUCACUACACAGUGAUGUGUUGACAUGGAGGCCCUUUUCCACUGCUGCCUUUAACAUGGUGACUGACCUGGCCAUGGACCCGGAGUACCAGCUGUUUGUGAGCAGCAAAUGCUACGAGGCAGCGCACGAGCUGCUCAUCUCUGAGGCCCUGAGAGAUGAUAACUCUGAUCAGCUGCCCCAGCUCCUCAAAAGGCUGGGAAACAUCCGCAACGAGAUGGGAGUCUUCUACAUGAAUCAAGCUGCAGCCUUGCAAACGGACAAAGAGGUGAAAAAGCCGGUGUCAACAACUGAGCAGGAGUUGUGGAAGAAGAGUUUUUCCUUCUUCGAGAAAGGAAUCGGUGACUUUGAGGCCAUCAGGGACAAAACCAACACGGCGCUGUUGCUGUGCAACACGGGCCGCUUGAUGAGAAUCUGUGCUCAGGCUCACUGCACCACUUUGGCCGACGAGAGCAGAGGAGAGUUCUCUCCAGAAGAGGCGCUUUACUACAACAAGGCUAUUGACUAUUACCUGAGUGCCAUGAGGUCACUGGGAAGCAGGGAGACUCACCCUGCAGUCUGGGACAGUGUGAACUGGGAGCUUUCCACCACAUAUUUCACUCUGGCUACACUUCUGCAAGACUUUGCCCCGUUAUCCAGAAAGGCCCAGGAGCAGAUUGAGCGGGAAGUGACAGAGGCCAUGAUAAAGUCCCUGAAAUACUGUGACCUGCAGACUGAAUCUGCCCGCCAGCCGCUCUACCAGUACAGAGCUGCAACCAUCCAUCACCGCCUGGCCUCUAUGUACCACAGCUGCUUUCGCAACCAGGUGGGAGACGAACACUUAAGGAAACAACACCGCAGCCUGGCGGAGCUUCACUACAGCAAAGCCGUCUCUUUGUUCCUCAGCCUGAAAGAAGCUCCCUGUGAGCUGCUCCGCACUUUACUGGAGAGGGUGGCUUUUGCUGAGUUUACCAUGGCAGGUCAGAGCAGCAGCUUGACUAAGCUGAAGAGCUUGACUGGAGCGAUGGAGAUCAUGACCGAAGCUCACCACGCUUUCAGGCUGAUCCAGAAGGAGCUGCUGGAAAAGCAGGAGGAAUCAAGUCAACCAGCUGCUUCUGAAUCCGCCCUCUGUUCUGAUAUGGCCGCCACGCCGGGACUAGACCUUCCAGAAGUGACCAAGUUAAUUGGCGUGUUUGAACCAAGUUUCUGUUUCCUGCUGCUGCAGAUCAUCAAACUGAUGGCGACAGGAAAGCGGAAGCCAAGCGGCAAGGAUGAGGAGACGUUAAAAACCUACAAGAGUGUUUACUCAAAGCUGCUGCGCACAGACAAGAGCGCACCCCUCCUGGACCGCAUCCAGCUCUACAUUCAACUCCUGCAGCAGCUGACCCCACAAACAGGAAGUGACAGCACAGAGAGACGCGAUCAAUAAAAAAGCAAAUGCUCGGCGUGCAAAACAUUCAGCAACAGUAACUAAUGGGGACAAACUCAGGUGACGACGUUUUUAAAGCUAAUUUCACCUCCCUACGCCUUUGAACCAGGUCAAAUGUUAGACAACAGGGUUUGAAAAGAUCUUUAUUUUUCUGCAGAGUUCAAAUUGAAAAAAGUUUGUUUUUGACAUCUGUUUUUCUCAAAAACUAUGGGUUGAAAAGUUGAUCAUUUAAAAGUUAAGUAUCUAAUGGUUGCAGAAAUGAAGGAAACUGUUUUUUGUUGUGCAAUAAUUAAGCAACACUCAAUGCAAACGUGUGUGUUUAUGAUACUGUAUGUGAAAAUGUUGGUUUGCUGUGAAUUUUUCAUUGUUCAUUUUAUAUGGAAUAUCAUUUCUUUGUUCUUUUUUUUUUUGUUCUCUACUUAAAACUUGAACAAUAAAGAGAAAUCUAACAAACCUUUAUGAAGUAAUAAAAAAAAAAACUAUAGA
Messenger RNA from Oryzias latipes (Japanese medaka), 4654 nucleotides. It is a transcript of the gene edrf1, whose product is annotated as erythroid differentiation regulatory factor 1. NCBI's taxonomy places the organism in Eukaryota, Metazoa, Chordata, Actinopteri, Beloniformes, Adrianichthyidae. The record is from RefSeq and is a predicted model, not a curated record. Gene Ontology annotation, biological process: positive regulation of DNA-templated transcription.